Molecule: messenger RNA, 3496 nt
Organism: Neolamprologus brichardi
Lineage: Eukaryota; Metazoa; Chordata; Actinopteri; Cichliformes; Cichlidae
Gene: rab34a
Product: RAB34, member RAS oncogene family a
Molecular function (GO): GTP binding; GTPase activity
Source: RefSeq, a predicted model, not a curated record
GGAAGCGAGGGUGCACUCUGAAUGAGGAAGGGGCAGGGGGGCGAGCAGGGAAAAAUGUGGGAGGAAAAACUAAAUCCAGGGACCUGAGUCAGCAGCUGCAGCGGUGCCAUUCUGCCGAUCCCCACAACUUCCGCUCAUCCGUUUCAUCUUCACACACAUUCAUAGUUAACAAUGGAGCUGAAUUGAUUUACAGUGAAGAGCGUCUUUGUUAGAGGACGAAUACAAGCAGAACAGAGGAGGAAAGAGGACCGAGCGGACCAUCCGGAGACUCUGAGCUGCUGUUUUCCUUGAGGCCUCAUGUCCAUCCGCAUUUCAGCCAUGAGCGUCCUUCCUCCUGUUCGACGGGACCGAGUCAUCGCUCAGCUCCCUCAGUGUUUCCGAAAAGAGGCGGCCAUCCACACUAAAAAUGAUUUCAACAAUAAAGUAAAGACUGCGUGUCAGGAGCAGCGGACCGGCACUGUGGGCAGAUUUAAAAUAUCCAAGGUCAUCGUGGUGGGGGAUCUGGCUGUGGGGAAAACCUGCCUGAUUAAUAGGUUUUGCAAGGAUACCUUUGACAAGAACUACAAAGCAACAAUCGGUGUUGACUUUGAGAUGGAGCGCUUCGAGGUGCUGGGUGUUCCUUUCAGCCUGCAGCUGUGGGACACCGCAGGCCAAGAGAGGUUCAAGUGCAUUGCUUCUACAUACUACAGAGGAGCCCAGGUUGUGAUAAUUGUGUUUGAUGUAAAUGAUAUUGCCUCUCUGGGCCAUGCAAGGCAGUGGCUCGAAGACGCUUUGAAAGAGAACGACCCCACCGCUGUUCAGCUGUUCCUCGUGGGCACCAAGAAGGACCUCAGCUCACCUGCUCAGUAUUCCCAGAUCGAACAAGAUGCCGUCAAACUAGCAAACGAGAUACAAGCUGAGUAUUGGGCGGUUUCAUCGCUGACAGGGGAAAACGUGAGAGAGUUUUUCUUUCGGGUUGCAUCAUUAGCGUUUGAGACCAACGUUCUUGCUGAGCUGGAGAAAAGCGGAUCGAGGCAAAUCGGAGAUGUUGUCAGGAUUAACAGCAAUUCUAACAAUCUGUACGCUGCAUCGAAGAAGAAACAGUCCAACUGCUGUCAGUAAGGAUGGAAGCGAGAGGUUAAAAUCGAUGGUACGGACUGAAAGCGAGGAGUUUUCUGAGUGGAAAAUGACCACGGCUGUCGUCCAGCUCAGCGGGAAGGAUUUCUGUGGUCGGGGAGGGAGGAGGGAUUCAGAUGUUUCCCUUCCUGACAUGUUUUAAUUUCAGUUUUUCCUGGCCUAGAAAGCUUUUUCCUCCACGGGAUGUGUGCGCAGAUUCUUGUGGAGUGACACAGGAAUUACACACAAAAUGUUCCCGUCUUGCCAGAAAAUGCCAGAGUCUCGUUUCACUUAGGGCUUCAAUUCAAUCUUAAAUCUUGUUGCUGCUGUAGUUUAUUUUAACAGUCAUAUUCUGCUUGUGUUGAAUUUGGUUUUGUUUUUUUUGGCUCUUUUCUUUUUUUUUCUUUUUUCAUUGCAUUUAAGUGACCAGUUAUAUUUGUUAGAGGCUAAAAAGAAAAUUGUUCUUGUUUUUAUAUCUUGUUCAUCUUCUCCGUUUAUCCCUUGCACGCUGAGGUCCCAGACCAAAGACUGGGAGCCAUAUUUGUAAUGAAGAUACUUGAAAGGUAUAUUUUUUCUGUUUACAAUCAAAUUUAUUAGACUUUAAUGGUCAGUAUCAAAACUGAUGUGGUUUUCAUAUUUUUCAUUUUCCCGUGGUGAGCUUUACAUGUUGUUAGGACAUUAAAAAAUAGAAUAGAAAUUGUUUCAGUUAUUUAAAAUAGAACUAAAUCUAAAAAAAAAGCCAGCUAUUCUAUGAGUUCACUGUAUUUCUUAAAUAUAUCUAUACGUGUAUUAUAAAAUUUCUGUGCUUUGCCUUCUUUGCUAAACCUUUAAGGAAUCACGUUAACUUGUUCAGUUGUUGAAGCUUUUGAAGCCGUCGAGGUAUUUUCCAUCAAUUUGGCUCUGCAGCUCUUCGGGUAUGCAGUGAGAGAAUUUGUAGUUUUCCUUAAUCCACCUUCCUCCUUCGGUGUUCUCGAUGGCCACAGCUGCUACGCCUGCAAAGUGAGAUGUUUACAAUCAAGCGUUGGGAGUCAUUCGGUUAUUAUAUAUUACACUACUUUGCAAAAGUCUUGAACAACCCCUUGCUUCUUUAUGUUUUGCUUCCAAGCGCACUGACCUUUGUUUUUAAACCAGUCAGUAGUUUCUGGAAGUCUUUCAAAGUUUUUCUUUGGCUGUUUCCCCCCCCAUUCUCAGUCCAGCCAUUGUACCUGACCAUUUUCAGAGGAAUGUCUAUGCAUUUGUUAUGUCACUUAAACUUGGCCUAUGAAUAAUUCUAGGGUAAAAGGGGAUAAACCAGUGUUUUGUCUAAACACAUCAGAAAAGCAGCCUGCCACAAAAAUAGUGAUUUAUUUCUAUUUCUUUAGUGGAAUCUGCCAAACAUAACAUUUAAACAGGCUUAAAAAAAGUAUUUUUGCACCAACACGAUGAUUGCCAAAGAGCUAUUUGCUGAAAAGCUAGCAUAUCUGGGAAAAGUGUGUCCUUUGACCAAACUGGAAAAGUAGGGCACAAAAGAAAAAGUGGUUGAUUUAAAACCGUUUUAAAGUAGAUAAGCAGUAUCCGAAAGUGUCCUCAAGUCCUAUGUCCUUAAGAAACAAACAAAUCCAACAAAGAUCUGACGCAGGACUUGAGAUGCAUCUGGCCCUUCAGAUACAUCUCCUGUUUACUGAAGCCUCAUCAGAAAUGGUCUCAGUGGAAGAAACGAUUCUUGAGGAUGGGAAAUGGAGUGAAAAGGCUGAAGAAUGCCAAAUUAUACAAGGAUUGGACUGAAAAUCAGUGGCUAAUGCCCUGUGGAAGAUGGAUCUGGCUUCAUUUUUCUUCUUCUUUUUUUUUUGACAAAACAGCGCAGUAAAAGCAUUCCUAGUUAGAAAAACACAGUUAUGUUUGAUUAUUUCCAUAAUGUGAGGUCGUAUUGACAGAGAACAGAGCAAAAGGCAGCCAACAUCCACAGAAGAACUUAAAUGUUCAUCAAAAAUCCUAGAAAACUAUUCCUGAAGACUACUUUAAGGAUUUAGAAGAAACUCAGUUUUUGCCUUAUAUCCUUGAUUUCCACAUUCCAAUGAAUUUUUGCAUCUUUUUUUACGUUUUCCUAACAAAAUAUAAAGAAGGGUAAUUCAAGACUUUUGCACAGUAACUGUUAACUUAUUGACUGACACACCUACAACUGUGGCUCCCAGUUUCUCUACCAGCUGAAUGGCAGCCUUCAUUGUGCCUCCAGUCUCUAUCCACUGGUCCACUAACAACACCCUCGUACCUGCGGCGGGGACACACAUGUCGACUGUUAAUGUCUCCUUCAGUCUUUCUUCUUUUUGUUUACGAGGACAAGUAUUAAAAGAAAAUGGUACAUCUUGUGUUUAUGAAAGAAACAAAAACAAAUGCUGACAAUAAACAGUUAUAUUUUAAUGCA